Messenger RNA from Adineta ricciae, 1617 nucleotides. The record is from the annotation of a GenBank genome assembly. NCBI's taxonomy places the organism in Eukaryota, Metazoa, Rotifera, Eurotatoria, Adinetida, Adinetidae.
AUGGCCAAUAAACUCCGUCGAAAAGUGGCAUUAAUUAUUGGGAAUGGUGAUUACACGCGAUCAGACAACAAACUGACCCAUUGCACAAAGAAUGCUACCGAUUUGAGUGACUUAUUACAAAAAAUCGGUUUUGAUAUCAAUGAAAUACAUACAAACAUCAAGCGAGAUAACGAAAUGAAUGUCAUCUUUCGAAAAUUUGCCAACACGAUUGAAGAUGAUGAUAUCAUUUUAUUUUAUUUCUUCGGUCACGGAUAUCAGAUUGAUCAUGUCAAUUACUUGAUACCCAUCGGAGACAAAUACAUCGAAAAUGAGAGUGAUAUUGCAGAUUUUGGUGUCAAUGCUGAACAUGCAUUGGAAUUAUUACUCGAAAAGAAGAAAUCAUACGCGAUGAUAUUCAUUCUCGAUUGUCCAACAUCAUAUUCUUUCAAAGGCAAAUCAGAAUCUGGCAGUACGAUCAAAGGAAUUAAUGUCGAUUCAUCUCUUGGACCAUCGAUACAAUUGAUUUGUACUGAUAACGAAAGAAGAUCUUCGAAUAAUAUAUUCAGUAGACAUCUGUUGGCUAAUCUUGCCGCAGAAAAUGUGACAAUCACCGACAUUUUUAAACAUGUCGAAGAGCUCGUUUCUCGAGAAAGCGAUAGAAAAUUAUGUCCGUUGAUUAUCAAUCGAUUACAACAACAUCAAGAAGUAUACCUCAAUGAAAUUCUGAAUUUUAUACCAGACAUUCCUUCGAAUGCUCGAUGGAAAUCCAAAGGUAUUACAAUUGUUGGUGGAAUAAUAAAUGGCGUUAACGGUCCACAGGGAAUUACUGUCACAGAUAAUCAAACAAUUUUCGUUACUGACACUAAUCAUAAUCGCAUUAUGAAAUACACAGAAGACGGAAGUAAAGCGCGACAAAUUAUCAGUAGAAAAACGGAUGGAAAACAUGAACGUGAACAAUUGCAUCGACCAUCGACAGUUAUUCAAGAUGCAAAAUCAAAAAAAUUGAUAAUUUGUGAUCGUGGACAUUAUCGAAUUGUUCGAUGGAAUCCAAAGACGAGCAGAUUUUCUCAAAUAAUCCAAGAGAAUAUGGCAUGUUUCGGUGUGGCUAUGGACGAAGAAGGUUGUCUUUAUGUCUCCGAUACAGAAAAACAUGAAGUAAGGCGAUACGAAUCUGGUGAUCAGUCCGGAAAAGUUGUUGCGGGCGGCCAAGGGCAAGGUCAUCGGCUGUCUCAACUAAAUUCUCCGACGUAUAUUUUCGUUGAUGGAAAACAAGCUGUUUACGUCUCAGAUCGUUUCAACAAUCGUAUUGUCAAAUGGGAGAAAGAUGCAAAGAAAGGGAUUAUUGUUGCUGGUGGACAUGGCAACGGGAAAGAUAAACAUCAAUUAUUCCGUCCUGCUGGAUUGAUCGUUGACCAAUCCGGCACGGUUUACGCCGCUGAUCAUUUGAACCACCGAAUUAUGCGUUUUCGUCAAGGUGAAACGUAUGGUGAAAUCAUCGCUGGUGAUAAUUAUCUUUCAGGAGAUCGGUCAAACGAAUUGAAUGGUCCUGAAGGGAUCGCAUUCGAUUGUCAAGGCAAUCUCUAUGUCGUAGACUCUUAUAAUAAUCGCAUUCAACGUUUUGAUAUUCAAACAGACUAA